This is a messenger RNA of Pteronotus mesoamericanus, 2514 nucleotides long. RefSeq names its product CUB domain containing protein 1 (gene CDCP1). The record is from RefSeq and is a predicted model, not a curated record. Bases 1 to 2514 code for a protein of 837 amino acids. The transcript has 9 exons. Lineage: Eukaryota; Metazoa; Chordata; Mammalia; Chiroptera; Mormoopidae.
AUGGCCGGCCUGAACUGCGGGGCCACACUCCCACUGCUGGGGAUCCUGCUGCUGGGAGCCGCGCGCCUGUCGGUCGGAGCGGGUUUUGAGAUUGGUCUGCCCCACGGAAGUGGCAUAACAGUCUUGAUAAAGCUUGGGACCCCGCUUCUGCCUGGGAAGCCCUGUUACAUCUUUAAUGGGAAAUUUUCAACCACAUUGCUCAUCAAACCUGGAGAAACAAAGCGCUUUUCCUUCAGCUGCCUGAGUCCAGAGAACUACUUUGUCGUUGAGAUCCAGAAGAACAUAGACUGCAUGUCAGGCCCGUGCUUUUUUGGGGAGGUCCAGCUGCAGCCCCCAACAUCGGUGUUGCCCCCCCUCAACCGGACGUUCACCUGGGACGUCCAGGCUCACAAGAGAAUUGGCCUGGAGCUGCAGUUCUCCCUGCCGCGCCUGCAGCAGAUCGAGCCAGGGGACAGCUGCCCAGACGGAGUCACUCACACCAUCAGUGGCCGCGUUGACUCCACCACGGUCAAGAUUGGAACCUUCUGCAGCAAUGGCACUGUGUCCCGGAUCAAGAUGCUAGAGGGCGUUCAAAUAGCCUUACACCUGCCGUGGUUCCACGACAGAAACGUUUCUGGCUUCAGCAUCGCAAACCGGUCAUCCAUAAAACGACUGUGCAUCAUCGAAUCUGUGUUUGACAGUGAAGGCUCAGCAACCCUGAUGUCUGCCAACUACCCGAAUGGCUUCCCUGAGGAUGAGCUUAUGACAUGGCAGUUCAUCAUUCCCCCGCCCCUGCGGGCGAGCGUCUCUUUCCUCCACUUCAAUGUCUCCAACUGUGAGAGGAAGGAGGAGCGGGUUGAGUACUACAUCCCGGGCUCCACCACCAACCCCGAGGUGUUCAAGCUGGCAGACAAGCAGCCCGGGAACAUGGCCGGGAGUUUCAACCUCUCUCUUCAGGGCUGUGACCAAGACGCCCAAAAUCCAGGGAUCCUCCGGCUCAAGUUUCAAGUUUUGGUCCAAUAUCCACAAAAUGAAAGCAAUAGGACCUACGUGGUUGACUUGAGUAACGAGAGGGCCAUGUCCCUCACCAUCGAGCCGAGACCCAGCAAGCAGAGCCGCAGGUUUGUGCCUGGCUGCUUUGUGUGUCUGGAGUCUCGGACUUGCAGCUCCAACCUCACCCUGACAGCUGGCUUCCAACACAAGAUCUCCUUCCUCUGCAAUGACCUGACACGCCUGUGGAUGAACGCCGAGAAAACCCUAAGCUGCAUGGACCACCGGUACUGCCUCAGGAGGUCCUACCCCCUCCAGGUGCCAAGGGACAUCCUCCAGCUGCCUGUGCAGCUCCAUGACUUCUCCUGGAAGCUGCUGGUGCCCAAGGACCGGCUCAGCCUGGCACUGGUGCCAGCCCAGAAGCUGCAGCAGCACACGCAGGAGCGGAUCUGCAACACCAGCUUCAGCUACCUGGUGGCCGGCACUGGUCCCGGCCCCGGCCCCGGCCAGGACCUCUACUUUGGUUCCUUCUGCUCUGGAGGCGCCAUCCAGCAGAUCCAGGUGAAACAGAACAUUUCGGUGACCCUGCGCACCUUUGCCCCCAGCUUCCAACAAGAUGUCUCCAAGCAGGGCCUGACUGUGUCCUUCAUACCCUACUUCAAAGAGGAAGGCGUUUUCACAGUGACCCCGGAUACGAAAAGCAAGGUCUACAUGAGGACCCCUAACUGGGAGCGGGGCCUGCCAUCCCUCGCCUCGGUGUCCUGGAACAUCAGCGUGCCCAGCGACCAGGUGGCCAUCCUGACCUUCUUGAAGGAACGGACCGGCCUGGUCUGCCAGACGGGACGCGCGUUCCUGAUUGUCCAGGAACAGCAGUCGGCGACCGAGGAGAUCUUCAGCCUGGAGGAGGUGCUGCCCAAGGCGACCCCCCACCACCACAGCUUCUGGGUCAACAUCUCCAACUGCAGCCCUGUGAGCGGCAAGCAGCUGGACCUGCUCUUCCAGGUGUCACUUACCCCGAGAACUGUAGACCUGACUGUCAUCCUCAUCGCCGUGGUGGGAGGCGGCGCCUUGCUGCUGUUUGUCCUCGGACUCAUCAUUUGCUUUGUGAAAAAGAAGAAAAAGAAGAAGAACAAGGGCCCGGCCGUAGGUAUCUACAAUGGAAACAUCAACACCCAGAUGCCGAUGCAGCCGCAGAAGUUUCCGAAGGUGCAGAAGGACAUGGACUCCCACGUGUAUGCAGUCAUCGAAGACACCAUGGUGUACGGGCAUCUGCUGCAGGAUUCCAACGGGUCCUUCGUCCAGCCCGAGGUGGACACCUAUCGGCCCUUCGAGGGCCACGUGGGGGACUGCCCUCCCUCCCCGCCCCCCACAUGCUCCAGGGUCCCGACUGUAAAGCUGACCCCUGAGGAGCCAUCCCCUGGCUUCAGUCCAGAGUCCGAGAGCGAACCGUACACCUUCUCCCACCCCAGCAAGGGGAACGGAAGCAAUGGGAACACAGACAUUCCCUUGCUGGACGCCCACGAUCCAGAGGGGACGGAGGAAUAA